This is a messenger RNA of Botrytis sinoallii, 594 nucleotides long. RefSeq lists its product as uncharacterized. The transcript has a single exon. NCBI's taxonomy places the organism in Eukaryota, Fungi, Ascomycota, Leotiomycetes, Helotiales, Sclerotiniaceae. The record is from RefSeq and is a predicted model, not a curated record. Gene Ontology annotation, biological process: negative regulation of protein kinase activity. The coding region runs from base 1 to 594 and encodes 197 amino acids. Gene Ontology annotation, cellular component: nucleolus. Gene Ontology annotation, molecular function: protein kinase binding; protein kinase inhibitor activity; double-stranded RNA binding.
AUGUCUGAAAACAUCCCCGAAUCUAUUCCCACCUCCGCCGACCCUCGUUCCAAGCGUCCUCUGAAACGUCGUGCGAUAUCUCCUCGCUCAGAAACUGCCUCUCAUAUCGACAAGUUGAUGUCCGUCGGCUUACCCGAAGAUGGAAAAUCCACAGAGAAAAAUGCUCUAGGCACGAGAAUAACAGGAGCUGUUCCUGAAAUUGUGCAGAAUGUGCAAGGAAGUUCCGCAGGAGCUGGAUCGGGGGAGUUUCACGUUUACAAAGCGAGUCGUAGAAGGGAAUAUGAGAGAUUGAAAGGGAUGGAUGAGGAGGUUAAAAAGGAAGAGGAGGCGGAGCAAUGGGAGAGGGAGAAAAAGGAGAGGGAAGAGAAAGAUGCCGAAAAGACGAGGAAGGCUAGGGAGAAGAGGGAAAAGAAGAGACAGAAGAAAGGUGGUAAGGGCGACCAAUCUAGCAUUGUUGCCGGUGCGCAAGCUGGAAAAUUCAUGCCUAGGAUUGAUGCGAAUGUUAAAGGAGAUGAUGACAAUGAAGUAUCUGGGACAAAUACUGUUGGAGAGGUACAGGAACAAGUAGGCGUCAUCAUCCACGAUGAUGAUUGA